Pseudomassariella vexata is the source of this 1467-nucleotide messenger RNA. RefSeq names its product glycosyltransferase family 4 protein. Gene Ontology annotation, biological process: GPI anchor biosynthetic process. Gene Ontology annotation, molecular function: phosphatidylinositol N-acetylglucosaminyltransferase activity. NCBI's taxonomy places the organism in Eukaryota, Fungi, Ascomycota, Sordariomycetes, Amphisphaeriales, Pseudomassariaceae. The transcript is spliced from 2 exons. Gene Ontology annotation, cellular component: glycosylphosphatidylinositol-N-acetylglucosaminyltransferase (GPI-GnT) complex. The coding region runs from base 1 to 1467 and encodes 488 amino acids. The record is from RefSeq and is a predicted model, not a curated record.
AUGUCUCACCGAACUUACAACAUCGCUAUGGUUAGCGACUUCUUCUUUCCUCAGCCAGGAGGAGUCGAGAGCCAUAUCUACCAGCUUGCAACAAAGCUGGUUGACCGAGGCCACAAGAUCAUUAUUGUCACGCAUGCCUAUGAAGACAGGAAGGGCAUUCGAUACCUGACGAAUGGCAUCAAGGUUUAUCAUGUUCCCUUCGCGGUUAUUUAUAGAUCCGCCACCUUUCCGACGGUCUUCUCUUUCUUCCCGUUGUUCCGCAAUAUUAUGAUCCGUGAGCAAAUUGAGAUCGUUCAUGGGCAUGCCAGCUUGAGCAGUCUCUGCCAUGAAGCCCUCCUCCAUGCGAGAACCAUGGGCUUGCGCACCGUUUUUACAGACCACUCUCUCUACGGGUUCGCAGAUGCCGCGAGCAUCUUAACUAACAAGCUUCUCAAAUUCACAUUGAGCGACGUAGAUCAUAUUAUCUGCGUGAGCCAUACAUGCAAGGAAAAUACGGUGCUCCGAGCUGCCCUGGAUCCUUUAAUGGUGUCCGUCAUUCCGAACGCCGUGGUGUCUGAGAACUUCAGGCCCCUGAACUACCCAGCCGAGCCACCUGCCCCAGGUGCUGCGUUCAAACAGACCCCACCCGCACAUCAAUUGGGUUCUAACGAUCCCAUCACCAUCGUGGUUAUCAGCCGCCUGUUUUACAACAAAGGAAUCGACCUGCUUACCGCCUCGAUACCUCGCAUUCUCGAGAACCACCCCAACACUCGUUUCGUAAUCGCCGGCUCGGGCCCGAAAGCUAUUGACCUGGAACAAAUGAUUGAACAAAACGUCCUGCAAGACAAGGUUGAAAUGCUGGGCCCCGUACGGCACGACCAAGUGCGCGACAUCAUGGUGUGCGGACAUAUCUACCUACAUCCCAGUCUCACGGAAGCCUUUGGCACUGUCAUUGUUGAAGCAGCAAGUUGCGGUCUCUACGUCGUCUGCACUGCAGUCGGCGGUAUCCCUGAAGUCCUACCUGGGCAUAUGACAGUCUUCGCUAAUCCCGAAGAAGAAAGUAUCGUCACAGCCAUGGGCAAGGCCAUUGCUGCGCUCCGGGCGAAUAAGGUCCGUACGGAGAGAUUCCAUGAUCAGGUCAAGGCAAUGUAUUCGUGGGACAACAUUGCCAAGCGCACUGAGCGUGUGUACAGGGGCAUCACUGGUGAUAUCAGCGAGUCGGAGUUCUACGGGUACGACGAACGCAAUGCGGCGGAGUGGAGCGCCACUAGGGGCCGCUCAGGCGUCCGAAGCUUUGCUCUGAUCGACCGGUUGAAGCGGUACUAUGGAUGUGGUGUUUGGGCAGGCAAGCUGUUCUGCCUGUGUGUGGUCAUCGACUACUUGAUAUUCUUGUUUUGCGAGUGGUGGUGGCCGAGGGACCGGAUCGACAUUGCUGCGGAUUGGCCAAGGAAGCAGCUUCAGAGUGACGAUGAAGAUGAGAAGGCAUAA